Podarcis lilfordi (Lilford's wall lizard) is the source of this 3565-nucleotide messenger RNA. NCBI's taxonomy places the organism in Eukaryota, Metazoa, Chordata, Lepidosauria, Squamata, Lacertidae. The record is from the annotation of a GenBank genome assembly.
AGGAAUCUUGGUGUUCUUGUCUGCUCUUCAAUGUGUGAUAUCGGUGGGAUCAUAACUCCAUUCAUCGUCUAUAGGCUGGCAGAUGUCUGGCAUGAACUUCCACUUGUUGUCUUUGGUAAGAAUAUGAACUACUUCUUUUAUGUUGAAUGCGGGUAGAUUAUUCAUUCUUGAACAGGGAGCUGUGGUUCUCCAGAUGUCACUGAACUGCAAUUCUCAGCUGCCCCAGUUAGGGAUAGGAGAGAAAUCAAAUUUAAAUGUGAACCUAGCUAAUUUUCACUUUCUGAAACAAUAUGCAAACCAAUGCAGCCAUCCAUUGAAAUACACAGUUCUCUUAAUUUUGCAAUGCCAGCUUGGUCAAUGAUCAAGGAUGCUGGUAGUUGUGGUUCAGCAAUAUCUGGAGGACCACAGGUCCUGCCUCUGAGGCAUUAUGGGGAAGGAUCUGCAUCUGUAGGGAGCCAUAGGCAGAUCAAGCUCUCAUCCAUACCACUUUUGAAUGCAUUCAGUCAUAAGUCUGUUCCAUGCUCUUUCCACAUUAUUCUCCAAAUUCAUACUCAAAUAUCCCUAGCUAAGGUAGGUAUACCUAAUGGUGAAGAGGACCAGAUAGAAGCUGACAGUAAACCUGCAGGCAGCUCCUAUAAUUGAACAAAAUAUCCAAAGGAUCUUGGUGACCCAACUCCUGUAUACUACUUGAACGUAUGUUUGCUUUUCUGACAGCUAGGCUUAGAUUCCUUCCUUUACCUCAGAGGUUUCUUGGCAAGACAUUACAGCUACGUUUCUAUAGUCCUCUCCCAAAAAAACCUAACUCCUGCUGUCAAAAACAAUCUACAUCAUGCUAUUCUGCUAAACAAUUUGUUUUUAUCAAAUUAUUGUGUAAUGUUAUUCUCCAUUGCAAAUCAGGGAUAGUUUUAGAAUGGCAAAGAGAAAGGAGAUUAGGGUUACAGAGGAGCAUAAAGGCAGGGUUGCAAACGACAGAACCAGUAGGAAUAGCCAGGGAAUGGUGCAGAGCAAAGCUGCCCUACCCUUUUGAAAUCUGGCAGUAUAACAGCCCUGCUACCUGCCUAAGCAUCUCCAAGAAUAACCUUGUCCAGGCAUUUGUUUCUGCAUACAUGGCAACAGCACAUGCACCAGCAGUGUGCCCAACUGACUUGGGAUCAGCUCAGUCUGGAGGGAGCUGCUUCAACAUCUGUAGGGCAGGUGUUGGAAACUGCCCCAUCAACCCCCUUCACACUGAGCCAAUCAAGAGUCAUUGUUGAAGGGAUGAGUCUUAUUCCAUGUAUUCCUCCUGGCAGCUUCACACAAUAGAUAUCUGCGGGUACCAAACACCUAAGCAGGACUUGAAAGAGUUCAAAUAUAGGAGCUGUCAGUCUUAGAAUUCUGAAAAUAUUCUCUCAGUGACAGAAAGCUACUCCUCAGAAACAGGGACUUCAGUUCUAGAACACAUUAUCUGCAUACUCACAUCCUUUUUCAAAUGCCCAGAUAUGGUACAUUCAGAGCAAAUUCAGAGGAAAUCACCUCUGGACAUUUGAAAAAGGAUGUGAAUAUGCAGAGAUACUCUGAAAUGUAAGUGAUACAUUUGAUCUAUAUUCUCACUGUGGUGAAUUCCUAGGAACUGCAGCUGAUUCUCCUAUCUAAGGAGGAUUCUGGAGAAAAUGAGAUCACUCAUAAAAUAGGCUGCAGGUGGGGAGAGGAAGAGAACUUGCAUCUACAUGCUGCCAUUUCCUUUAAUACAGUUCAGCAGUAUCUUAUUGGCACGACUUAAAAAUUGCUAUAGUGCCUUAGUAUCGUUUCACAUAGGAUGGUCUGUCUCAACUGAUCUUUUGUUUGUGCCGUGUGUCUGAAGCUGUGAUUGGUCUCAUUGACGGUGGCUUGGUUCUGCUCUUACCUGAAACCAAAGGAAAAGCUUUACCUGAGACUAUUGAAGAUGCCGAAAAUAUGCACAGGUAUGGUCCUGUAUAACAUAUUUUAUAGAGAAAGGCAUUCUUAGUGAAUGAGAGCUCUAGCUGGGCAUUCAGCAGUGCCAGGAGGAAAGGGGAGUGCCUGGGGGGCAUGUGUUCCACACGGGGUGAGAUGCCUUGAUCUUCCUGUGUUGAGCCAGGUGUGAUGAGGUCUGAACUGAAUUCCUAAAUGACUUUGAAGGAAGGUGCUUAGAAUGCUGAUAAGGCAGAGGUCUCAAUCUAACUGCAUUCAGCAGAGAGUGGUAAGAAGCCCACUCCAGGCCUUCAUACUCAGCCUGUGAAGGUCUUCUGUGUGGGCUCAGUAGUUGGAAGUGGAGCUCAUACUCGGAACCCCACUGCCCUUUUCACACAUUCAUGUUGCUUGCCUGAAGAAGGUGGGUAGGAACGACAUAUGGCCAGCAGGAGGAAUUGUUAGAGAGGAGCAACGAGCAAAAACUAAAUUUAGAUUUGGAGAGUGUGAUUUCCCAUUACAGGGGCAAAUGAAAUCAGGGCUGGGGGGUGGUCACAGCUGGAGCCUGAAAUGCAUGAUAAUGUGGGUGAUAAUGUCCUGUUGGUCAGACAAAGGCAGAAAAUUAGGCUCCUAAUAUUUAUACCAGACUGGCCAAUAUGGAAGCAUCAUUGUUCCUGCCAAUCAUAUGGCAUAUGUCUGUUUCUUCCUAAGGUUUUGAAUAUAGGUACGGCAGUUAAUUUUUGGCGAUCACUUGUAGCUGAGUAAGAUUGUCUUCCAUAAACACAGUUUAAUCAAUGAGUCCGUAAGUGACUGUGGAGGCCAAUUCUGGAUCCACGUGUCCUUCCACAGUGGGGACAUAGGUUUCCAGGUGGGAGUUGAUCACGGUGAGGGUUUGCCAAAUGUGCCUUCCUCUUAGCACGUUUCUCCCUUUCAUUCUGAGUUUGAGUGUCUUCAAAGCCCAUGACACCUUUGGUAAAGGCUGUUCUCCAACUGGAGCGCUCGCAGGCUAUUGUUUCCCAAUUGUUGGUGCUUAUACUACAUUUUUUUUAAUUGACCCUUUAAAUUUUUAAAGUGACCCUGCUAGGAGUACGAGAUUCCUGACGGCUUCACUCACAAGGGCCAUAGGAACGUGCAAGCCCACUCACCACAACAAGGUGAUGAUCCAGCAAGUGAGGGCAGCUAAUAGAGCUGGUAGCAACACCCAGCACCCUUGGGCAGGCCCCUGGGGACAAGUGUCCUACAAAGACCUAUUAACAUCCAUUGGAGGGGAUUUGAAAUGGAAGGCAGCUCACAGAUGCAUUUCACAGAUUGCUGUAAUACUGCCCUCAAACUCUCCCUCAUUCCAGCAUUCGCAUGCCUGAUGGAAAGUCCCAUCAGCUGCUAUUUACAUUUAAUAAAAGAUUCAUGCAGCUUGAAGAGAUGUAUUUAGUGUAAUUUGGACCCAAAAAUCACGGAAGACUAAAUUUCUGAUUCUCUUUUCCUGUUCAUGUUACUCUUCCGGCUUUGUUUCCACAGGCAAGGAAGGCCAAAAGAAAAAAUUAUUUAUCUCCAUGUUCAAACCUCAGAUGCGGCAACUAAUUAAGAAGAGCCAUUUUCUGCAUGAUUUUCGCUUGAUUUGGCAUUAAAGAAAAAUGGAGCAAGAGAGCAAACACAUGCACAC